Molecule: messenger RNA, 2004 nt
Organism: Sodiomyces alkalinus F11
Lineage: Eukaryota; Fungi; Ascomycota; Sordariomycetes; Glomerellales; Plectosphaerellaceae
Exons: 5
Coding region: 1-2004 (667 amino acids)
Biological process (GO): phosphatidic acid biosynthetic process
Cellular component (GO): endoplasmic reticulum membrane
Molecular function (GO): ATP-dependent diacylglycerol kinase activity
Source: RefSeq, a predicted model, not a curated record
AUGCUCACGGGAACUGCAUCCAUUCACAUUCUCGUUUCUUGCGCAUCAAUCGAAACUUUUUCCCCAGCCUCUUUCGGUGUCACACGACAACAGCACCGACUGAUCGACCUGUUCUUAAUGCUGGGAGCGGCCAGACUACCACAAAACGAAGUCAUCCGGUCUUCUACAUACGUGUUUAUUGUCAUCUUCGAUCUGACAUCACUACGCUUGCACCCUUGCACGAAUGAGACUACAUCCACCAGUGGCGCAAUAUUCCCUACCUUGGUUGGUUCGCAGUUCGUUCCUCUUCCGACUCCACCGGCCUCGAAGACACACGACUCGAACAACGGUUGUUCCGCAAAAUCCGACCGCCCCAUUCACAUACAUCCUCUUAUCCCCACCCUCCUUCCCCUCGGGCUUUAUCUCAGGAGGCCGCAUGUUCGCCGUGGCUUCCUUGUCCGUGUCCGAGUCCGCGUCCGCCGUCGUGUCCCCGUCUUCGCCAUCACGCUGGAUCCGAUAACCGACGCCGCGUCCAUCCUCCACUCGCAGCGUCAUAGGCGCCAGAACCGUCUUUUCGAUUUUCUCUUCGGUGAACGGCCCAGCAGUGGCAGUAGCAGUGGCAGUGGCAGUGGCAGUGACAGCAGCGGCUCGGCGCCGACGCGUUCCUCGAGGAAGGACAGACAUCUCCACUCUCUCUUUUGGCCCUUUCGUUUCUUUUCUUUCCAGCCCUGUCUCGCCGGGCCCUUACCCUCGCCUGCCCUCCCGCCUUUCCCCUACGACAUGUCUACCCGAAGCAAGCAGGCCGCCUCGCGCCCAACACCCGCCACCCCGCGCGUCGUCUCCCCGAGCCCGACGCCUUCCGAGCUACAAGAGGCAGCAGCAGCGUCGUCACAGGACGGCUACGCAGGCCCGACCACGCGCUCGGUUGCCCGCAGGCGGAAAGCGACAUCACAUCCGGUCGAGGAAAGGGAGGGGGACGAAGAUGAGGACUCGGAUCCCGUCGAACUGAGGAGAGCCCGCACCCGAAGCCGGUCUCCCAUGGAGAUGCGGAAGAUCGCCCCGAUGACGACUUCCGGCAAGAGUAAAUCUCCCGUACUUCCGAGCGAACCUAUUCCCAGCGCUGUCGGUGUCGGUAUCGCCGCGCCCAACGGCAGCACGAAGGCUUCGGCUCUCCCAACAAAAACAAACGGCCAUCUCGCCGUCCCCUCGGCCGCACCGUCCGGCUGGAGCUGGCGCGACUUCAGCCGCAGCCCCAGUCCGCUCGGCCUGAUACCCAUCCACCGGAAAUGGCGGACCUUCGUCCACAGGCACGAGGUGCCGAGGAAAGUCCUCCACGUCUCCAUCGGCUUCUUCACCAUCUGGCUCUACGUGUCGGGCACCCGGACCGUGGCCGUCGCGCCGUGGCUCAUGGCCGCGCUGAUCCCCAUCGCCGCCACCGACUACCUCCGCCACCACUUCGCCGGCUUCAACCGGUUCUACGUGUCCGUGCUCGGGGCGCUGAUGCGCGAGAGCGAAUACGCGGGCUACAACGGCGUCAUCUUCUACCUGCUCGGCGCCUGGAUCGUCCUCUACUUCUUCCCCAAGGACGUCGGCGUCAUGGGCGUCCUCCUCCUCAGCUGGUGCGACACGGCCGCCAGCACCUUCGGCCGCCUCUGGGGCUGCUACACCCCGCGCAUCCGCCGCGGCAAGUCCCUCGCCGGGUCCCUCGCGGCCUUCCUCGUCGGCGUCGGCUCGUCCGCCUUCUUCUGGGGGUGGCUCGCCCCCACCAUCGGGCCCAUGCCCGGCGACGAGACCUUCAUGUUCCGGAACGUCCUGCGGCUGCCCGAGGUGGCGUCGCACGCCCUGGGCUUGUCCGGUGCGCAGGCGGCCAUCACCGGCUCCUUGGCGCUGGCCGUCGUGAGCAUAUGGAGCGGCUUCGUGGCUGCCGCUAGUGAGGUGGUGGACCUCUUCGGGUGGGAUGAUAACCUCACCAUUCCCGUGCUCAGUGGCCUGGGCAUUUGGGGCUUCCUCAAGCUUUUUGGCUGA